Messenger RNA from Hemiscyllium ocellatum (epaulette shark), 1061 nucleotides. RefSeq names its product ras-related protein Rab-7L1-like. Gene Ontology annotation, biological process: vesicle-mediated transport. Gene Ontology annotation, molecular function: GTP binding; GTPase activity. Bases 270 to 890 code for a protein of 206 amino acids. NCBI's taxonomy places the organism in Eukaryota, Metazoa, Chordata, Chondrichthyes, Orectolobiformes, Hemiscylliidae. The record is from RefSeq and is a predicted model, not a curated record. The transcript is spliced from 5 exons. Gene Ontology annotation, cellular component: Golgi apparatus; trans-Golgi network; vesicle.
AUUUACAACGCGUCCGGUCAAAAACAGAGCAAAAAAAAAGUGGGAAACGUACGGAGGGAGUCGCGACACCGUUCGUUUUGAGUUAUUAUUUCUCCCCUCCCCCCCGGCUGUAGGGAUGUGAAGUUGAGUGGUGGACGUGGUUCCAGGCGCUGGUGUAAAAAGGCGGGAGCAGGGAGGAGCAGGAGACGAUGUUGUCUCCAGGGCCUCAGGGAGGAUGUUCAUGAGCUUCUGUUGCUGCAUCUUCCCUUAGUCAGUGUCCCCUCUGCACCAUGGCGAGUGAUUACCUGUUCAAGGUGCUGGUUAUUGGGGACUGCACGGUGGGCAAAACCUCCCUGGUGCAGCGAUACGCCAACGACACCUUCAGUAAGAACUACAAAUCCACUGUGGGAGUGGACUUUGCUUUGAAGAUUAUACAGUGGUCUGACUCGGAGACUGUUCGACUCCAGCUUUGGGAUAUUGCUGGCCAAGAACGCUUUACCUCCAUGACCAGACUAUAUUACAGAGAUGCAGGAGCAUGCAUUGUUAUGUUCGAUGUUACAAAUACAGCAACCUUCCGGAAUUGCCUCAAAUGGAAGCAUGAUUUGGAUAGCAAAGUUGCUUUGGUGGAUGGAAGCCCUGUGCCAUGUAUUCUUUUGGCAAACAAGUGUGACCUGUCAGAAUGGGCAAUCAGCAGAAGUGAGAUUGAUGUGUUCAGUAAAGAAAACCACUUUUUCGGUUGGAUUGAAACAUCAGUGAAAGAAAACAAGAAUGUUGCUCAAGCCAUGAGAGUAUUAGUGGAGCAUUUGAUGUCAAAACCUAAUUUGGGACCUCCCAAUCAAAACCAAGGGGAUUACAUUCAAUUAAAAGAUAUGCCAAAAAGUGAACGUCAUUGGAAUUCAGCAUGCUGUUGAAAAAUCAUAGUGCACUACUGUGGACUUUGUAUGAUCUGUUUUCUAAUGCAUUUAAGUUAACUAGUUUUUACCAGACAAAUUCUGGAAGAGUCAUUGCACUAUUGUGGUUCUCAUUCAUGUAAGUUAAUACCUACAUUUUUGAAUAUUAAACGAACAGAUUUUUGAUCAGAA